AGUUUUAUUGCUUUAUUUUGUCCCUGUUUUUUAGCGAGUUCGCAUCCCGCAGCGAUCGUGUUAUGAUAAUAGAAAAAUGAGUGACAGUGGUGUACAGUUCUUUGAGGGAGUCGAGAAGCUCCUCGAAAUUUGGUUUACGAACGGAAGGGAUAGCAAUAAGCAUUCCGAUUUGCGAAAGAUUCCGAGGGGGAAGUUGGAAUCGAUUUUGAAAAUUGUGCAUUGUGAAAUUAUCAGUUUUGUGAAUAACGACCAAAUCGACGCCUAUGUGCUGAGCGAAAGCUCCAUGUUCAUAUCGAAACGUCGAUUUAUCCUGAAGACCUGCGGAACGACCACCCCCCUGAUGUGCCUGCAACCGCUCCUGCUCCUCGUCGAGCAGUACGCCGGCUUCACCGAGGUCGAGGAUCUCUUCUACUCGCGCAAGAACUACAAACGACCCGAAUUACAGGUCCAACCCCAUCAAGAUUUCGAUCAGGAGGUGGCGCUUUUAGAUACCUUGUUUCCGGACGGUAACGCUUACUGCUUAGGUACGAUGAAUAAGGACUGCUGGUACUUGUACACCCUGAACCCGCCCAGGGAUACGAUAAGCGCCGGAAUACCGGAACCCGAUCCGGAUCAGACCCUCGAAAUUCUUAUGACCGAUUUAGAUCCCGACAUUAUGUCGAUAUUUACUAGGGAGGAAUGUCUGAACGCCGCCGAGGCCACAAAGAAAUCGGGAAUCGAUAAGAUUAUUCCAAAUAUGGUCGUCGACGAUUUCCUUUUCGAACCUUGCGGAUACUCGAUGAAUGGGAUUUCCAAAAAUGUUUACCCCGAAGGCUGCUACAUGACCAUCCACAUCACUCCCGAGCCGGAAUUCUCGUACGUCAGCUUCGAAACCAACAUGUCCACGGCCUCCUAUCGCGAGAUCAUCACGAAAGUACUGGACACGUUUCAUCCGGGCAAGUUCGUCGUUACGAUCUUCACUAAUCAGGCGUCUGCCGCCUUGGACAGUCCGAAGGAGGUGAAGCGCUGGCAGACGAUCGGGCAGUGGAAACGUCACGAUAUGCAGCACUGCUGCUUCAAGGACUACGAUCUGACGUACGCGUUCUAUUCUAAGUUUCCGAGCUGAGGGUGUCCGGUAGAGCUGUGUGCAAUCACGGCUUCUACCCCUUCGUUUCAUUUCAUCGUCACAGUCGGCGUAACGUUACAGUUGGUCCCGGCGAAAAAGACCAACUGGAACGUUAUCGAUACAUACUUAAUUAUAAUUUACUUGUACUUCAUUUAUCCCGUGCAUCUGUACUCGUUCACAGAUUUUGCUUCGCCUCUAAUUUUAUACUGCUGGUGGCGUAACAAAAUUUCGUGAGAAUCAUUUUAAAGAGCUUUUAAAGACGGUAGGACAUAGUGUCUUAUAUGUUACUCCUUUGUACCUAUGAGGGUUAGGGUAGACAUAUUAUGUGUAAAUUUCAUUUCUUUGAUUUCUCCUACACUAUGUUCGACUACCUACUUUAAAAGUGCGGCACGAAAAUGUUUUAUUAUUUUAUACGGUAGAGCUGCAAAUUCUGUUUUAUUAUCGGACCUCAAGGCAGGUUUCGAACACUUUGUAUUGGGGGCUUCUUAAAGGCAAGGUUGAAAAGGUCCACUUAUUACUUGUAAAAAGACCUAACUUAAAUUAAGCGAAACAGAGGGGAGGGGGAGGGGUGAGUUGAUGUUUAUAAAUGCAGGCAACAUCGGGAGGUCGUUUCAAUUAAUCAAACUCGUUCCAUCUGAUGCUUGUAGAAAACUUUUCGCCUCCUUACGUAAAAGAAUAAAAAUCUGAAUGUUUAUUCAAUUUGUAAAAGAUAGUUUGUAGGGUUUAAUAUUUUAUAAAGGGAUGUUUAGGUGAUAUUUUCUCUUGUUUGGAGCAUGCGUUUUGUUAGCUAAGUGUUAUAUUUCUAUCUUCGUGUCAAAUAAGCAUCCUUAUUGGGGAGAACCGCUCAAAUUUAUUAUGGAAGUGAAUAUUCUUUGUAAAGAUAAAAUCUAAUAAUGGUAGUUUCUUCCGAUUUUCAUAAUUUAAGAUGAUGUUAAUCUAUUAAAUAUUUUGGUGUAAUAAAGUAUAUAGUUAUUUAAGAAA
This is a messenger RNA of Photinus pyralis (common eastern firefly), 2086 nucleotides long. RefSeq names its product S-adenosylmethionine decarboxylase proenzyme. Gene Ontology annotation, cellular component: cytosol. The transcript is spliced from 8 exons. The record is from RefSeq and is a predicted model, not a curated record. Gene Ontology annotation, molecular function: adenosylmethionine decarboxylase activity. The coding region runs from base 77 to 1105 and encodes 342 amino acids. NCBI's taxonomy places the organism in Eukaryota, Metazoa, Arthropoda, Insecta, Coleoptera, Lampyridae. Gene Ontology annotation, biological process: spermine biosynthetic process; spermidine biosynthetic process.